This is a messenger RNA of Seminavis robusta, 949 nucleotides long. The record is from the annotation of a GenBank genome assembly. NCBI's taxonomy places the organism in Eukaryota, Bacillariophyta, Bacillariophyceae, Naviculales, Naviculaceae.
UUUUUUGACCAUCGCCAUCCAAGGGUUUGCUGUCACACCCGCCUCCUGUUGGUUUGAGCCUCGUGAAGAGCCCAAGCUACUAGCUAGCAGAUGAUCCAAGGAAGAAACAAUUGAUUGAUUGAUUGGUUCACUAGUAGUUAGCCUGAGCAAGAUGAAUUGCACGACGGUGGAUUGUGCCGAGGAAGACGGCUACGUCCUCGAGGAAUGCAAUGGCAAUGGCGAAUUUGGAGGUAGCUCAGUGGAGCAAUAUGAGAAUUGGAACUCUCGGAAACUUGCCGAUUAUGUUGAGCAAUUUGGAUUGAAGAACUACGGCUCGAUGAUUGUUACUCACAAGAUUACUGGCAAGGUGGCUCCACUGUUGACGGACUCGGAUUUGAAGGAAAUGGGCAUGACGGUCGUUGGUGAUCGCCUUCGAUUCAAGCAACUGAUUUUGCAACUGGGAAGAAAGGCACGAUAUGUCUCCCGAGACAAACCGAUAUGGCGAGGCGAAGAGCAAAGAUACUACUCGAUAGUGGAGAAGGAACUAUCAACUUGCUUUGGUAUCUUUCCGGAUGAUCCAACCACCUACAAGCUCUUGGAUAGUUCCAUCAAAAUCAAACGUGUCGAGCCUACGAAAGUCGGCCCAGUAAGACUGUUCUGUUGCUAUGAAUACAGCAUGAAGAAUAUCGACCUUGCCAGGGUGAAGGACGUGGAGGUGUUGAAUGUAGCUGCCCCAUGCCCCCAGAGGGUUAUGUGCUGUGCGCAAGGUUUUGAUUUGGUUGAGCUUCAUCCAACGGAAAGCUCCUAUGGGAAACUAGUGCUGAAGCUUGGGUGUGGAGAUGGAGAGAAAGUAUGCAGGAUGAUUCUGACUCAGGUGGAAAAGAACCAGAUUAUUGAGCGUGAAUAGACGAAGGAGUGGUGGUGGAGAGACUUGUUUUUAAUCCUUAUUUAGAUGUAUACACAUAUCGUU